CCCUCUGCCGCCGCCACACUGUCAAGAUAGCUGGCGGGCUUUCCUCCGAAGAAGGCGAGCCGAAAGACUGCAUCCAUACUGCAACAUUAGAAAGGACGGUCGUGGUAGCAGGGAUUAAUAUCAGCAGUACUACCAGUUAGAUUGCUUUUGUUUCAUGUAGAGGACCCUGAUACUCUUCAAAAAUUCCGCCUAAAAAGAUAUUUCGAUUUCCCCAAAGGAUUGGGCCUUUUUCACACGUGUACAUCUACCUGGACGUCAUAGGGGCAGCUCUCUACCACGAGCAGGUGGACUUCAACGCUGAGCCCCCUUGGGAUCCUAGCUGAUAGCUGGAGAGUACAUUCUCCUGGCGUGUCACAUUUGUUGCAUUCCUAGGACCCCAAGGGCUCAGAGCGUCCCUCACUCAGGUAAUUUAUUCUCUGACUGUGGAAGAAGAGUACAGGUGAAGAUGAAGGGAAUUGUAGAUGAACUGCACUACACCGUGGACCUCCUGGAGGGAGGCACCGCUCUCAGCGAUGUCAUCGAUAACCAUAUUUACGAGCAGACUUUGACACAGAAGAACGCCUUCUUUGUGGCAGACCUGGGUGUGAUACUGUCGCAGCACGUUCGCUGGCGAACUCACAUGGGCGAAAUCCGGCCGUUCUACCCAGUCAGGUGCAACAGCAGCUCCGCUGUCAUUGAGCUCUUGGCUGCCCUUGGCUGUGGCUUUAUUUGUGCCAACAAGUAUGAGCUGGAGCUGAUCAAGGGCUUUGGCGUCUCCUCUGACGACAUAAUCCUUGGUGGCAUGUGCAAGCAGCUCUCCCUUAUCAAGUAUGCCGCCAAAAGCAACGUGGACUGCCUCCUGUGCGACAACGAGACAGAGCUGCGCAAAAUUGCUCGCUGUCACCCCAAAGCAAGGGUGCUGUUGCAGGUGGCCGUGGCUCCCAGUGCGGAAGGGGACGGGCUGGCCAUGACCUUCGGCUCCACUCUCAAGGACUGCCGUCACCUGUUGGAGUGCGCCAAGGAGCUGCAGCUGCAGGUGGUAGGGGCCAAGUUCCAUGUGCCCAGUGGGUGUCAGGACCCUGAGAUGUAUGUUCAUGCCGUCUCUGAUGCCCGCUGUGUCUUUGAUAUGGGAGAGGAGUUGGGUUUCCGCAUGACCAUGUUGGACAUUGGAGGAGGCUUCAGUGGUUCUGACACUCAGUUAGAGAAGGCGCACACAGCCUUAAGGCCAAUGCUGGACAUCUACUUCCCCCCGUCAUGCGGCGUCUCACUUUUGGGCGAACCUGGCAGCUACUAUGUGUCCUCCGCCUUCACGCUGGCCGUGAACGUCAUCGCCAAGAAAGUAGUAGCCCGCGAUCGCCAAGAGCGACGCCACGAUGGCGUGUGCGCCAGUGAUGAGCCAGAGUUCCUCUACUACAUGAACGAUGGAGUGUACGGCUCGUUUGCCUACAAGCUGCUCGAAGAGUCCAUCCCAGCCCCCACAGUGCAAAAGGCGGUGUCCCCCGAGGAGCCGCUGUUCUCCAGCAGCCUGUGGGGGCCGUCCAUGGAUGGGCUGGACCAGGUGGUGGAGAGCUGCCUGCUGCCCGAGCUGAGCGUUGGGGACUGGCUGCUCUUCGCUAACACUGGGGCCAACAGCCUGGGAGCCACGGCCUCCGACGAGCACAAGCCGCCUGUCUUCUACAUGAUCUCUGCUAGUGACUGGUACGAGAUGCAGGACUUGGGCAUCAGUCUGGACACAUCCAUGAAGAAUUUCUCCCUGGUGCCCUACAGUUUACCGUCUGGUCCGCAUGCAACCACUGUGUCCACUCCAGCCUAGAGGAGGACCACUAAUGGCCCACCGGCUCUCUGGUUUCUACAGAGCUGGUCUUGUUGACAUUCCAGAGGCAAGGGGUAGCCUGGUUCUCAGGUUUCAGAGACGUUGAUGAGCGACAUGCAUUUCAUCAGAAAUAAAAGCGUGAAUCGAACAGAGAAUGACUUGUCAACAAGGGACCCUCACAGUCCGGCUUAUUAAUGCCAUUACAGUUUACACAGACUUUUUUUAAAUCUAACAUUUCAAAGAGAUAUAUAUUUAUCUCUGAACUUGUAACUAAACUGACGGUCCAGCACACGUCAAGUAUUUAUCGCACAAUGAAGACAAACCUGAAAGAAUGAUUUGAAACGAGUACAUGAUUCGUUUUGCUCCAAUUUGUUUCAUUGUGCUAAACUCCUCAAGAACAUGUCCCCACAGACCUGAUAUGGGGAUGAAUUUUGAUGUUAUGUGGCAUGCUUACCAGACAUUAAUCAACCCAGUUUUGUACAUUGCCGUUGUCAUCAAAACCCUUUGCCAUCUUGUGAAUGACCUUGAGAGGGUCUGUAUUUUAAUAAUCGCACUGGUUUGGCUGAAGGAUUUGACGCGUUUACAAGCACCAAAUGAGCAGUGUUGAUACACUGUAUGUUGCUUCAUGCUGUUGCUUUGCAACAAAUGCUGCCACGACUGUGCAGAGGCUGGGAAGCAGCUGACAAUUUGCCUGGACAUGAUGAAAAGCAAACUGCCUCGCAUCUGCUGUGGAUGCUAUUGUGGUUCUCAAAACAUUACUCAGCUUAGUAAGUGAUAUAGAUGGUGUUGAGGAAGUGCUGCUGGAUUUUUUGGAAGUUAAGGUGCAGUUGUGUAGACCUCGACAAGGCUACCUUGAAUUUUACCUUCAACUGUUUUUUUACCAUGCCCUUACGAAAUUUCAAUCCUUCUGGAGUGAUGCAUUGAUUUUUUUCAAGAGGAUAUUUUUAAACUAAGCU
Messenger RNA from Sardina pilchardus (European sardine), 2748 nucleotides. RefSeq names its product antizyme inhibitor 1a (gene azin1a). Gene Ontology annotation, biological process: positive regulation of polyamine transmembrane transport; negative regulation of protein catabolic process. Gene Ontology annotation, cellular component: cytoplasm. The transcript is spliced from 12 exons. The coding region runs from base 446 to 1792 and encodes 448 amino acids. Gene Ontology annotation, molecular function: ornithine decarboxylase activator activity; ornithine decarboxylase activity. NCBI's taxonomy places the organism in Eukaryota, Metazoa, Chordata, Actinopteri, Clupeiformes, Clupeidae. The record is from RefSeq and is a predicted model, not a curated record.